AAUUCAGUGAAAAUGCGCGCCUUCAGUGUUUGCUUAGUGCUGGUUCUGUUCGUGGCGAUGCUGGUCGGCACCAGCGGUAAUCCCGUCGGCGAUAAUGCUGUGCUCACUUUAGAGACAGCCGAACAACCGUUAACUUUGUUUGAUGUCGACGCGCAGCAAGGACAUGAGAACGAAGGCGAUCGCUUGGCGCGGGGCUACGGUGGCUACCGUGGUGGUUAUGGUGGAUACCGUGGCGGUUUUGGUGGAUAUCGUGGCGGUUAUGGUGGAUACCGCGGUGGAUUUGGUGGAUAUGGCGGUCGUCGUGGUGGUUAUUAUGGUUAAAAUGACGAGAAAUAUAUGAAAAACUAUAAUAUAUCUUUAAUUUAAAUUGUGAAAUUAAAACUAUUAUUUGCCAUACUACAAGAAUAAAAUUAACCGACUUUUGCCAAUAA
This is a messenger RNA of Bactrocera neohumeralis, 431 nucleotides long. RefSeq names its product TATA-binding protein-associated factor 2N-like. The transcript has a single exon. NCBI's taxonomy places the organism in Eukaryota, Metazoa, Arthropoda, Insecta, Diptera, Tephritidae. Bases 13 to 321 code for a protein of 102 amino acids. The record is from RefSeq and is a predicted model, not a curated record.